CAUCUCGGCAACGUUCUCCAAGCUGUUGGUGAUUUUCGCAAACUCGCGCGAGACGAGAGCUCCAGCGGCACGCUCGUUUCCUGGGUUCCUGUUCUGUUCAGUCAGUUUCGUAUCUUCAGGUUCAUAAUUGAAAAUUAUUUUCCUCUCAAUUCACAAGACUCGCGAACGAAAUACUUUUGUGUUUUGGUUUCUGAAUUUUUGUGAGAGUUUUCAAUGAGGCCGGAAAUUUUCUUGCUUUGGUUGAGCUUAUCCAUCGGGGUAUUAACCCUUGAACCCAAGAGAAGGUGAAUGCCAGUUGUUCUUCUGCUUGCCGACUAUUGCGCUGUAUCUUCCAUUCUACGUUUUCGGUCCCUUUCCAUGAUUCAUUUCAGUUAAAUUCAGUCAAGUCUGUUGAUUUUUAUUCAUUGACCAGCUGAAUUUAUUUGGUGCUUCUGCCGUUCAACCCCUUACCGUUUUAAUUCAUGUUUGAUUAUGUUGCUCUAGUUGUUGUCAUAUGCUAUUUUCCCUUUGGUUUCGCACUUGUGGCAUUUGAGUCGGGAAGUCCAACUUGUCAAAUUUAAGUUCUUUUGGUUCAUGUUAAUUCACGCACAAAAACAGAGAUAAGUUGAUCUUGCUUUCUUCUGCCAGUAGUGACAAGUAUGGGCAGACGAAAACAAAGUAGACCCCAUCGAUCUGGCGGGAUAGUACUAGAAACACAGGCAACUGUUGCAACAGAAUUGGAUAAACAGAAAGUGCUGGAAACUGGGGGACAAGCGAGGGAGGAUUUUGGUGAAGUUCACAAUCCCUACUUUGUGGAAGUUGAUAGGUCCGGUUGGUUCUCAAACGAACACCUUGAUAUUUCUGAAGUUGUUCUAACUGAUUUGAAGAUGAGAGAAGGUUUUUCGGGUUUUGAACUUUCCGAUGACUUUUAUCAGGAUUUCCAACAUUCUCUAAGAUUUCAGGUGUUUAAUGCCAAUCAGAUCCUUGGUCGAAUUAAACUAGGCCAUUGGCCUAUAUUGGCUUCUUCUGAUAUUCAUCUAGAGUUUGUAAAAAGAGUAAUGGAUCAUGGGGAAACAUGUACGGUGCUGUUAUCUGGGGUUUUUGAUGGACCUGAUGAAGGUGUCUCUGGUCUUAUUCACUUGGCAAGUUUGAAAUUUCUUACAUUGAGGCCAGUUCUUGGGAGUAGAUUUUCUGAAGACAUGCCCUCCCUUAGAUUAAGGGUUGAGAUACUAAAGGGUGCCUUUGAUGCAUGUGAAUCACUUCUAGACAGUUCCAGACAACUAUGGAAGAAGAGUAUGAUGAAUGUCAUGUCUUGGCUACGCCCUGAAAUUAUGACGUCCGAGGUUAGAUAUGGGGUGGGUUGCUAUAUGAAAGUGGAAGUUGAUCCACAGACUGAGAUCAGGGAUGAUACUCGCUAUACCCAGAAACAUGUGAACUUUAACCCAGCAGGUUUCUAUGAAGCCAUUAGGCCUUCAAAAUCAGAACCAAUGCUUCAGGAAGACAUACCUGACUUACUUCCUGAAUUGAGACCAUAUCAAAGGCGUGCAGCUUUUUGGAUGGUAGAGAGAGAGAAAAAAAGAGCUGGAGGUCAGGGGGAAAGAGAGAGAAGUCAUUUUCAUUCUCCUUUGUGUGUGCCCGUGGAUUUUAUUGACAUGAGCUCUAAAAUGUUCUUUAAUCCAUUCAGUGGAAAUAUUUCAUUGUACCCAGAGACUCAUGCACCUUGUGUGGUUGGAGGCAUUCUUGCAGAUGAAAUGGGUUUGGGCAAAACUGUUGAACUACUUGCUUGCAUCUUUGCUCAUCAGAGAUCAGCAUCUGAAAGUGACAUUCUUGUUGACUCAAAGGUGCAGGUUAAUGAGGAUCAUAAGGUGAAUUUUAAAAGACUCAAAAGAGAUCGUGUGGAGUGUACAUGUGGAGCUGUGAGUGAAAGUCUCAAAUAUAAGGGUCUAUGGGUUCAGUGUGACAUUUGUGAUGCUUGGCAACAUGCAGAUUGUGUUGGUUAUUCUCCCAAAGGAAAAUCACUGAAAUCAAAAGAGGGAUCUGAAAGCAAGAAAUUUAAAACCACCAUAGCUGUAAGGGAUGGGGAUUAUGUAUGCCAAAUAUGCUCAGAACUAAUACAAGCUACUGAAUCUCCUAUUGCUUCUGGUGCCACUCUUAUUGUUUGUCCAGCUCCUAUUUUGUCCCAGUGGCAUGAUGAAAUUAUCCGUCAUACACGUCCAGGCUCCUUGAAAACGUAUAUUUAUGAAGGUGUGCGAGACACAUCUUUCACCAAUACAUCUAUGAUGAAUAUCAGUGAACUUGCUUCUGCGGACAUUGUAUUAACAACAUACGAUGUACUUAAAGAGGAUCUGUCUCAUGAUUAUGAUAGGCAUGAAGGUGAUCGGCACUUUUUGAGAUUUCAAAAAAGGUACCCAGUUGUCCCCACUCUUCUCACAAGAAUAUCCUGGUGGAGAAUUUGCCUGGAUGAGGCUCAAAUGGUGGAGAGUAAUGCUGCAGCUGCCACUGAAAUGGCACUGCGGCUCAAUGCAAAGUAUCAUUGGUGCAUUACGGGAACCCCCAUUCAGCGAAAGCUUGACGACUUGCAUGGAUUAUUACGAUUCCUUAAAGCUAGUCCUUUUGAUAUUUACCGUUGGUGGGCUGAUGUUAUUCGGGAUCCUUAUGAGAAGGGAGAUAUUGGAGCUAUGGAAUUUACACAUAAAAUGUUCAAACAAGUCAUGUGGCGCUCUUCAAAAGAACAUGUUGCAGAUGAGUUGCAGCUUCCUUCUCAGGAGGAAUGCCUCACUUGGCUCUCUCUCUCACCAGUAGAAGUGCACUUUUACCAAAGGCAACAUGAAACUUGUGUUAACUAUGUUCAUGAAAUUAUUGACAGUUUGAGAAAUGACAUUCUUAAUAGAAGUGUUCCAGGUUCUGUUUCUUCAGAUGAUUUUUCUGAUUCCUUCAUAACUCACACAGAGGCUGGGAAGUUAUUGAAUGCUCUGCUGAAGCUUCGUCAGGCUUGUUGUCACCCCCAGGUUGGAAGCUCUGGGUUGCGCUCUCUGCAACAGUCCCCGAUGACCAUGGAGGAAAUACUGAUGGUCCUUAUAAGUAAGACUAAGAUAGAAGGUGAGGAAGCUCUCAGGAGGUCAGUUGUUGCUUUAAAUGGACUUGCUGCUAUAAGCAUAAUGCAGAAGGAUUUUUCUCAAGCAGCAUUGCUGUACAUUGAAGCACUGACUUUAGCCGAAGACCAUUCUGAAGAUUUCCGCCUAGAUCCUUUGUUAAAUAUUCACAUUCAUUAUAAUCUGGCCGAAAUACUUCCACUAACUACAAACAUUUCACUUGAGCUCCCCUGCAAAGGAAGGCAGUUCUCUAGAACUUCACAACUUAAGUCAACGAAAAAGCAUAUUCUUGAAGAGGUUGAUUGUUCUUUUGUUAAGAAGAAGAAAGGGAAUGACUCUGAUGAUAUAUAUUUCAAAAUGGCUUCUGGAGAACCAUUGAACAGUACACCUAGCUUUUCAGAAAAUGACUUAAAGAGGCACCAGGAAGUUAAUGAUUCAUCUACAAGUUCUUUACAGUUUUUGAAAGCAGAAUGUGAAGAUUUGAAACAUAAAUACUUAUCUGUGUUCAGUUCAAAGCUAUCUGCAGUCCAACAGGAGUUUCAGAAAGUGUAUUUGCAGGUCUGCAAUGCAUAUAGUGAGAGUACAAAUGAGCCCACAAUUUGGUGGUUAGAAGCACUUCAUCAUGCUGAACAGAACAAGGAUUUUUCCGAUGAGUUGCUUAGGAAGAUUGAAGAAGCAAUUGCAGGAACUUUGAACAAUUCAAAGCCACCAAGAGUUACUGCUCGUUUCCGGAGCAUACACUCUCUGAAGUAUCAAAUCCAGACAAGUUUGGAUCAAUUAGAAGCUUCUAGGAAUGUGCUAUUUGAUCGAAUUUUGGAAAUUGAUCAGACUAUGGACAAACCAAAAGAAGAGGACAUUGAACGUGUGGGUAAAUGUCGAAAUUGCCAACCUCAUUCUGAUGGUCCGCCAUGCAUUUUGUGUGAACUUGAUGAAUUGUUUCAGGAUUAUGAAGCAAGGCUCUUUGUUCUAAAGAAUGAACGUGGAGGAAUAAUUUCAUCUGCUGAGGAGGCAGUGGAUCUGCAGAAGAAAAAUUUUGCACUGAAUCGUUUCCUUUCAAAGCUAUCACAAUCUAAUCACAUUUCAAAAACAUCUGAUAUUGGCUAUGAAGAAUCAAGAAAAAGAAAUGUUGGAGAAAGAGUUGUGGUUUCAAGAUCAGCAUCUCAAUUGGAAGUUAUUCUUGGUGUGUUAAAGACCUAUUGCAAAGCUCGGUUGGGAAAGGAUAGUGUUUCAACAGCCACCAAACAUUUACAUAUUUUUGAGGGUAUGCGAAAGGAGUUUGGCCAUGCAAGGUCUUUGGCUUUAGCCCAAGCUCAAUAUCUGCGUGCCCAUGAUGAAAUUAAGAUGGCAGUUUCCCGGUUGCACCUAAAGGCAAAUGAAAAUGACAAGUCUCUUGAUGCUUUAGGUGAAAAUGAAUUAUGUGCAGCAAGUUCAAACUUUUCCCAUGAUAAGUUUUUGUCUUUGGCCUCAUUGUCACAAGUAAAAGGAAAACUUCGCUACUUAAAGGGUUUGGUACAAUUGAAACAACGGCCAUUGGAGCAUGCAGAAAGUUCUUCAUUUACUCAGGUGGCUACUGCAAUGUCAAAUUUCACAGAAGAGAAAUGCAUGCCUGCAUCUAAAGCUGAUGAGGAUUCAUGCCCAGUUUGCCAAGAAAAGCUGGGCAGCCAGAAAAUGGUUUUUCAGUGUGGGCAUGUCACAUGUUGUAAAUGUUUAUUUGCUAUGACAGAGCAAAGGCUCCAAAAUAGCAAGUUUCAUAAAUGGGUUAUGUGUCCAACAUGUCGACAGCACACUGAUUUUGGUAACAUUGCAUAUGCUGUUGAUAGACAGCAUGAAUCUUUCAAAACUUCUGUGCUGCAGAAUGUUGACAACAGUGAGAAAUGUGAAUCAUCCAUCAGCGUUAAAGGUUCCUACGGAACUAAGAUUGAAGCAGUCACUAAAAGAAUCUUGUGGAUCAAGUCUACAGACCCUAAAGCAAAAGUCCUCGUGUUUUCUAGCUGGAAUGAUGUUCUUGAUGUAUUGGAACAUGCUUUUGCUGUCAAUAAUAUCACCUACAUUCGGAUGAAAGGAGGCAGAAAAUCUCAUGUUGCCAUCAGUCAAUUUAAAGGGCAGCAAAAUGACGAAAGAGGAACAUCCCAGGAAUCGACAUCAAAAUUUAUUCAGGUUUUAUUAAUUUUGAUUCAACAUGGAGCUAAUGGCCUCAAUCUUCUGGAAGCACAGCAUGUGGUCCUUGUGGAGCCAUUACUCAAUCCUGCUGCUGAAGCACAAGCAAUCAGUCGUGUGCAUAGAAUUGGGCAGAAAAAUAAGACUCUCAUUCAUCGUUUCAUUGUGAAAGACACAGUUGAAGAGAGCAUAUAUAAGCUGAACAGGAGCAGGGCUAGCCAUUCAGUCAUCAGCGGUAACACGAAAAAUCAAGACCAGACUAUGUUGACCCUGAAAGAUGUUGAAACCUUGUUGGCAACAGCUCCAUUAACGAGAUCAGAAAGUGAUGAAAAUUCCGCUGCAAGUUUAAGGCACUUGCCACCUUCAAUGGCCGCCGCUAUUGCUGCUGAGAGGAGACUUAAUGAACAAAGGGCAUGAUUCACUUCUCUUGCAUUUUUCUUCGUUUCAAAGAUGGAAUCGUUGCACUUUACAGGAGUUUCGUUUCCUGGCGGCAUUAAGAGGCAGAAGAAGUUGCAGAGCACAAAAGUAGCGAGGGAAAAUUUAGUUUUACCUGUAGAUUAGUGUAACCAAUAGCAGUUUCUGCCUUGUUUAGAAAUUAAUUUUUUGGGUUGCCAAAAAAAAAAAAAACUAACUUUUGUAGUUGCAAAGCACAAAGGGGUGGGGGAUUUUGUAGGUUUUCUCUGUAGAUUGAUGCAACGAAAAUUAGUUUUCUUUAUUUAGAAAUUAAUUUAUACUGUACAUAUUAGAAUAUUUUUGUUUUCACUUUUUCAAUUAGGUGACAUCAGUGUAAUAAAGAUCGUUCCUUUUCAUGCUGAAGCAUGUGAUGUGUCAACUUCAAAUUUCAAUAAAAUAAGAUGGCUUAAUUUGUUGUAAA
Prosopis cineraria is the source of this 6102-nucleotide messenger RNA. RefSeq lists its product as uncharacterized. Bases 639 to 5645 code for a protein of 1668 amino acids. NCBI's taxonomy places the organism in Eukaryota, Viridiplantae, Streptophyta, Magnoliopsida, Fabales, Fabaceae. The transcript has 19 exons. The record is from RefSeq and is a predicted model, not a curated record. Gene Ontology annotation, molecular function: ATP binding; ATP-dependent chromatin remodeler activity.